AUGAUUUUGAACUGGACGGCCGACGCAACACCAUUCAGCCAUGGGCUCGAUGGAGUCAACCAGGGCGCGAACUACACCUUUUCGAACGUUAUCCUCAUAUCAUUCUUUGCGAUACUGGCGGUGACGAUUGUUUACCGAUGCAUUCAAGUCGUCAAUGCACACUUCCGGCGGAUGUUUACGAUGGGAAGGUGUGAGGAUCAACGAUACUGGAUGAUCAAUCACUCGCAUUUUUGGCCACGGAUAAAGAAGCAGUUGAUCUAUGCGCCGCUCGGUCGACAGCGGCACAAUCGCGAGCUCCAGCUGUCGAGAGCCGUCGCCAUUGGAACUCUUCCUUCAAGAUAUCACAUGAUUAUACUCGUGCUAUACCUCGCGAGCAAUGUCGCCUACACCCUCGCCUUGAGCUGGGGUAGAGGCGAGAGCUUUUCGGUCGUCGCGGAGUUGCGAGGACGAUCUGGAACAUUGGCCGCGCUGAACAUGAUCCCUACGUUUCUCUUUGCGAUGCGCAACAACCCUCUUUCACCGCUGCUGGGAGUGUCCUACGACACCUUCAACCUUCUCCACCGAUGGUGUGCUCGGGUGGUCGUGCUGGAAUCGCUCAUCCACACCCUAUGCUGGGCAUCCAACGCCAUUCAGUCUGGUGGACAAGCGCAGGUCCGGCUGUCACUCUCGACAAGUACAAGCUACUGCUGGGGAAUGGUUGGAACCUGCGCUUUCAGCGCCAUGUUCGUUCUGGCAGUCGGGCCACUACGACACGCCUUCUACGAGGUCUUCCUGAACGUCCACCGUGUCCUCGCCAUGGUGGCGCUGGCGGGAGUUUGGGUCCAUCUUGAGAAGGCCAACCUACCUCAGCUGCCGUUCAUCAAGCUAUGCAUCUCAUUCUGGGUGGCGGAGCUGGUGUGGCGAUUCUUCCGGAUCGCAUACCAUAACUUCAGCAGGAAGCAUGGCGUGACGAAGGUCACUGUGGAGGCUCUACCCGCAGAAGCCUGCAGAGUGACUUUCGACCUCUCCCGGCCAUGGGUGUGGAAGCCAGGAUGCCACGUGCAUGCAUACCUGCCAGCAAUUGCACUGUGGUCCAGCCAUCCGUUCUCGAUAGCAUGGGCGGAAAAUAGGUCCCGAGAGCCCGCACUCGAGAUCGAGAUGCAGGAGAAGGCAAUCUAUCCACCACCCCCGACCAAGGCCAUGGACGCACAGUCAAAGUCUUCCGGCCUCAGCGUCAACAACAGACGACCAGAUCCGCCGAACCGAACGUCAACCUGGGCAUCGAACCUGUCCAGGACGAAUCCUGGAACAACAGCAGAAAGGACCCACCAGCCAGAGAGCAAGAACAUCGCCCUCCCACGAGACUCAGCCGUCACCUCCGUCUCCCUGGUAAUGCGCGCUCGCACGGGCAUGACCAGGAAGCUCUACGAGAAAGCCGCUGCAUCUCCUUACAGAACAUUCUCGACCUGGGGAGCGAUUGAAGGUCCCUACGGCGGCCACGAGAGCAUGUCCUCCUACGGCACCGUCAUCCUCUUCGCCGGCGGCGUAGGCAUCACCCACUGCGUCGGCUACGUCCACCACCUGAUGCUCCAAUACCAAGCCGGCAUCACCUCCGCGCAGAAAAUCCUGCUCGUCUGGUCCGUCCCCAACACCGAAGCGCUGGAAUGGGUCCGCAUCUGGAUGGACAAGAUCCUCAAGAUGGAAGGCCGCCGCGACGUCCUCCGCAUCCAACUCUUCGUCACCAAGCCCCGGCACCGAGGCGAGGUGAUCUCGAACACGGGGUCGGUGCAGAUGUUCCCCGGCCGCUGCAACCCGCAGACCGUUAUACAGAAGGAGAUGCAGGAGCGGAUUGGAGCGAUGGGGGUUACGGUGUGCGGACCGGGGGCGUUUGCGGACGCGGUGAGGAGUGCGGUAAGGGAUGUGGUGGAGGAGGGGAAUGUGGAUUUUGUCGAGGAGGCUUUUACGUAUUAG
This is a messenger RNA of Saxophila tyrrhenica, 1950 nucleotides long. RefSeq lists its product as uncharacterized. Bases 1 to 1950 code for a protein of 649 amino acids. The record is from RefSeq and is a predicted model, not a curated record. Gene Ontology annotation, cellular component: plasma membrane. Gene Ontology annotation, biological process: iron ion transport; copper ion import; intracellular iron ion homeostasis. Gene Ontology annotation, molecular function: ferric-chelate reductase activity. NCBI's taxonomy places the organism in Eukaryota, Fungi, Ascomycota, Dothideomycetes, Mycosphaerellales, Extremaceae. The transcript has a single exon.